This is a messenger RNA of Gloeophyllum trabeum ATCC 11539, 195 nucleotides long. RefSeq names its product ubiquinol-cytochrome C reductase. The record is from RefSeq and is a predicted model, not a curated record. The transcript has 4 exons. Lineage: Eukaryota; Fungi; Basidiomycota; Agaricomycetes; Gloeophyllales; Gloeophyllaceae. Gene Ontology annotation, biological process: mitochondrial electron transport, ubiquinol to cytochrome c. The coding region runs from base 1 to 195 and encodes 64 amino acids.
AUGGCGCUCUCCAAUGCAUUCUACAACUCCAUCGUGAGGCGGAACAGUAUCUACGUCUCCACGAUCUUUGCUGGCGCGUUUGCUUUCGGCGUCGGCUUUGACAUCGGAAUCUCCAAGUUCUGGGACACAUGGAACCGAGGGAAGCAAUGGAAGGAUAUUCGUGACAGAUACAUCCAGAAGGAUGACGAAGAGUAA